This is a messenger RNA of Asparagus officinalis (garden asparagus), 1309 nucleotides long. Its product is annotated as chaperonin-like RbcX protein 2, chloroplastic. The transcript is spliced from 6 exons. Gene Ontology annotation, biological process: ribulose bisphosphate carboxylase complex assembly. Lineage: Eukaryota; Viridiplantae; Streptophyta; Magnoliopsida; Asparagales; Asparagaceae. The record is from RefSeq and is a predicted model, not a curated record. Gene Ontology annotation, molecular function: protein folding chaperone. Bases 526 to 1122 code for a protein of 198 amino acids.
GGAGCAAUUGGUGAUUAAUCACAGAGAUAGGAAUUGGCGGCGAAGGCGAAAGUGGGGAAGUGAAAGAGCAGAGUUAUGAAUGAGGAGGCGGAGACGGUCGUGGAGAAAUUGAAGGAGAUCGGUGUCAAAGUUGUGAUCGAAUGAUGAUGAGCUUGCUUUGCAAGCGCACACCCAACCACGUGGUUUUACUCUCUCUUGUGUCCACAAGAUCUGGGGCCCUGCAAAGCGAGGAAAAACCACAAGAAGCCCGUUUAUUGAAUCUUCAUGCAUCUCUCUGUCCCAAUCAAAUCCCGCCACAUGUUUUCCCAAAAUGAGAAAAAUUCUCUCCGUCGACUGAAAAGCAAGCGAAGCUCGGACCACAGAAAUUUGGUUGGCUGGAGACCAUACAAAUGAACCAAUGACCAAGUAAAAUACAAUGCAAUUCUACCCAUUUGAACAAAAAACAGAGAAAAAUAUAGAGCAUUAUAUACUGAGGCUUCUCUUGAGAUUCUUGUUCUACAAGCGAAAACUUGGAUCGUGAGAAGGAUGGCGGGAGUCGGGCCGGUGGCAGUUGGAGCUAUUGAUCUCAACCUCAACCUCAAUUUCAGAUCGACGACAGGUACUAGACUGAGUUCUCCCAGAUCCCUGGAGCUCAGCAGCUCCUUUGUUGACACGUGGCACCCUUUGAGAUGCGGCAAGCAUCACCAGCAGAGGAGCAAGAGGAGGAGCAGGAGAGGAGGCGGCCUUGUUGUUGUGAAUGAGCUUGGUGGGCAGUAUGAAGAGGGCUUUGAGGAUGUUCACAGGCAAAUCAUCAAUUACUUUACAUACAAAGCUGCAAGGACUGUUCUUCACCAGCUCUACGAAAUGAAUCCGCCAAAGUACAGAUGGCUCUAUAAUUAUAUGGCAACAAACAAGCCGACUGAUGCUAAGCGCUUCCUUCGUCAUCUUGGAAAGGAGAAACAAGAUCUAGCUGAAAGAGUGAUGAUUACACGCCUUCACUUAUAUGGGCAAUGGAUCAAGAAAUGUGAUCAUGCGAAGAUGUACGAACGAAUUUCUGAGGAGAAUUUGGAGUUGAUGCGCGAAAGGCUCAUGGAAACUGUCAUAUGGCCAUCUGAUGAUACGAACACGGAGAAGAUUGGUUGAUAAACACAGAUUAGAAAAUAAUUCUAGAUUGGAUUAGUGCGUUUUAUGUAUAUACUAUUUUCUUAGUGUAAUAUGCAACAUUCAUAACGGUUACGAAACUCAUAUUCUUGUGUUCUAUUGUACAACCAAUUUUCUUGUUGUCCACGUUUCUCUUGAGAAUGAACACGGGAGUCAUAGCUUUUGAUCA